AUGACCCGCCUUCGACUUCCCUCGGCGACGACGACCAAGGCCAAGGCUAAGACGGCGGAGACUGCUGGGAACGCCGUGCUGAACGACUCGACGACGUCAACGGCGUCGGCGGCGUCGGUGCGGUCGACGACGUCAUCGUCGGCGGCGCCCCGGCGGCGUCGGCCCAAGACGUCGUCAGGCCGCCCGCGGACGGCGCCGGCGCGCGACAGCGGCGCGAGCAGCAACGCGGCGCGGGCCAACAUCCAGGUCGCCGUCCGUUGCCGGCCGUUCUCGCAGGACGAGCUGACCAAGUCGGACACACCGAUCCUCAAGUUUACCUCGCCCAACUCGCUCCUCCUCCGUCAGUCCAAGACCAAGGGCUCGAAGCAGUACACCUUUGACCACGUGUUCGAUCCGGAGACCGACCAGGCCGCCGUCUACGAGGCCGUUGUUGCCCCGUCGGUUGAGCAGGCGCUCUGCGGCUACAACUGCACCAUCUUUGCCUACGGCCAGACCGGAACCGGCAAGACGUUCACCAUGGAGGGCCGCCGCGACCCCGAGUCUGGCUCGUUCGAGGGCUGCGCCCAGGCCGGCAUCAUCCCGCGGACCAUCUCGUCCAUCUUUGACGUCCUUGAGUCGUCCAACACCGAGUACUCGGUCCGUGUCUCAUACCUCGAGAUCUACAAUGAGGAGCUCCACGACCUGCUCGGCAUGACCGUCCCGCCGCCGCCUCUGCGCAUCUUCGAGGACCCCAAGGCAUCGACGCCCGGCUCGAUGACCGUCCAUAAUCUGGAGGAGGUGCCUGUCACUUCGGCCGCCGACAUCUAUCCUAUCCUCGCCCGCGGCCAGGCCAAGCGCCAGGUCGCCGCCACCAAGAUGAACGCCUCAUCGUCACGCUCGCACGCUAUCUUCUCCAUCACCCUCCACAUCAAGGAGUCCAACGCAGAGGGCGAGGACCUGCUCAAGGUCGGCAAGCUCAACCUCGUCGAUCUCGCCGGUUCCGAGAACAUUGCCCGCUCCGGCGCCCAGUCCAAGCGCGCUCGCGAGGCUGGUCUCAUCAACCAGUCGCUCCUCACCCUCGGCCGCGUCAUUAAUGCCCUCAUCGAGCGCCGCCCGCACAUCCCCUAUCGCGAGUCCAAGCUCACCCGCAUCCUGCAGGACUCACUCGGCGGAACGACCAAGACCUGCGUCAUCGCCACCGUCUCGCCGUCCGAGCUCAACUUUGAAGAGACGCUCUCCACCCUCGACUACGCUUCGCGCGCAAAGACCAUCGUCAACACCCCCGUCGCCAACCAGCGCAUGACCAAGCGCGUCGUCCUCACACAGUACAUCAAGGAGAUCGAGUCGCUUAAGAACCAGCUCCAGGCUGCUCGCGAGGCCUCAGGCGUCUACCUCCCGCUCGACCAGUACGAGGCCCUCAACUCGCGCAUUGAGGAGCUCGAGGAGGAGCUUGCCACCGCCACCCAGGCCGUUGAGGAUGGAUCGGCCAAGAUCACCGAGCUGGAGGGCUCGCUCGCUACCACCUCCGCCAAGGUUGCCUCGCUCGAGGCUUCGCUCGCCGCCACCCUCGCCGACCUAGCGUCGACGCAGUCCGAGCUUGCCGCCACCGCUGCCGACCUCUCCGCUACCACCGCCAAGCUCGACGAUGAGACUCAGUGGUCGGCCACACUUGCCACCCACGGCAAUCACCUCGUCUCGCGUGGCGAGGCGCUCCGCACCACUCUCACCGGCUCGCUCGGUGACCUCGCAGGCACCCACACCAAGAUCGAAGCCUUUGCCGCCUCGGCCACCGCCAACGCUGCUGCUCUCGCCUCGUUUCAAUCCUCCGCCGCAACGGCCUCCUCCGACUUUGCUGCCGUCCUCGCCUCGGUCAAGGCCGACUCGACCUCGCGCUUUGACGCUCUCGCCUCGUCUAUCGCUGCCGUCCGCGACGCAUCUACCGCCUCGCACGCGACUGCCUCCUCCUCGCUCGCGGCCAUCGCGUCUACUCUUGCCUCGUCGACCGCAGACUCGCUCGCCAUUGUCGCCGCACAGCAGGCCUCCAUCACUGCUGCUGUAGACUCGGCCUCCGGCUCGGCCACUGACGCACACACCGCCGCCACUGACGCCCUUGACACCGUCACCGCACGACUCGAGUCCAACCAGGAGACGAUGGCGGCGCUCCUCGCUGCACAGUCCGCCUCGCAGUCGGCCAUGGCCUCGCUUCAUGCCAACCUCAUUGCCUCGGUCUCGUCAGCUCUUACUUCGUUCGAGUCCUCGCUCGAGUCCUCGCUCACCAGCCUCUCUGCAUCCGUCACCUCGUCCAUUGACUCCCUCACUGGCCGCGUCGCCUCGCAGGACGCCGCGCUCGACGAUCUGCAGUCCCACCUCCAGAGCCAGAUCGAGGCCCAGACCAAGGACGCGCUUGCCUCGUUCACUUCGGUCCUCAACGCUGCCGCUUCCUCGCUGGCUGCUGACCUUGCGUCCAAGACCACCGCGCUGCGUGCCACCCACGCCGACACCGCCUCGGCCAUCGUCGAGACCCGCGAGACCCUGACUGCGGACAUUGCUGUCGUCUCGGACCUUGCCGCAGACCUCUCGCACAACGUCACUGCCGGCAUGGUUGGCGACGCUGCCACCGCCGCCUCGGAUGCCGCUGCAGAUGCUGCCGCAGACGCCGCCGCCGCUUCGACCGCAGGCCUCGAGACCGCCACCGCCGAUAUGGCCACCGACCUCGACAGGCUGCGCGCUUCGCUCGAAGCGGGCGCCUCCGAUGUCGCCACCGCCAUCACCGCCGCCACUCCGUGCCUUGACGACGUCGUGGCUGCGGUCGAGUCCACCGCGGCUACCGCAACCGACGCGCUGGCUGCGGCCCGCGCCGACCUCGACACCGCUGUCGACCACCAGGACAAGAUGUGGAAUGAGCUCUCGGUCGAGCCCGCCCAGGCUGCAGCCGAGGAUGCCGUGGCCGCCACCGUGAGCCACGCCGAUGACCUCGCCACCGCCAUCGCCGACUUUGCCUACAACCCGCUCGCUCCCACCGGCGCGACUCCAGCCAAGGCUGACAUGGCCAACUGGGCCAUCGGCUCGCCGAUGACUCCGAUGCCGCGCCGUACCCCGGCUCACUCCGACCUCGCCGCGUCACCGUCCGCCCCGGUCCCGGCUCAUACCCCGGUCGCCUCGCUUGCGCCUGCGUCCGCUCCGGCCUCGCCCGCCACUGCCCAGGACCCCACCGUCGCUGACAAGGAGAACCCGCCCGCCACGCCCGCCGCCAAGCUCGCGACCGAUGCCGAUGUCGAUGCCGAUGCCGAUGCUGAUGCUGAGCUCUCUACCGACGCUAACGCCGAGUCGGACGCGGACGACGCUGUUGCUCGCAAGGCUCUCGCGCCUGCCGACACCAACUCACCGCGGCCGCGCCGCACCCGCCGCUCGGCGCGAACCUGA
Thecamonas trahens ATCC 50062 is the source of this 3402-nucleotide messenger RNA. RefSeq lists its product as uncharacterized. The record is from RefSeq and is a predicted model, not a curated record. Gene Ontology annotation, molecular function: plus-end-directed microtubule motor activity; ATP binding; microtubule binding. The coding region runs from base 1 to 3402 and encodes 1133 amino acids. The transcript has a single exon. Gene Ontology annotation, biological process: microtubule-based movement. NCBI's taxonomy places the organism in Eukaryota, Apusomonadida, Apusomonadidae.